This is a messenger RNA of Cylicocyclus nassatus, 573 nucleotides long. Lineage: Eukaryota; Metazoa; Nematoda; Chromadorea; Rhabditida; Strongylidae. The record is from the annotation of a GenBank genome assembly.
AUGCACGAUGACCUAAGAAACAAGUUUUUGGAUAUGCACAACUACCGCAGAGCUCAACUGGCAAAAAGCAAUAUUGCCAAAAAGAACUGCAACUACUUACCUCAAUCUUCUGACAUGCAAAGAAUGAGAUACGAUUGUGCUUUGGAAAACAACGCUGCUGACUAUUUGAGUACAUGUCCGUCAUCCAAAUCAGCUGAGUCCUUGCGACCAGGUGUUGGAGAAAAUUUCGUCCGUGUCUCUCAGGAGGGAUUGGCGACUUAUAUGGCUGCAGCUCAGAAUGCUGUAAGUUCGUGGUGGAAAGUGAUACGCUUUGAGGAAGGUCCUGGUCUACAAGUUUAUUUCAGACAAAAGCACAUCGGCACUGCUAUAGAAUCUUUUACGCAGAUGGCAUGGUCUACAUCUCGCAAGCUUGGCUGCGCCAUCGCAAAUUGCGGCAACGAUUACAUCGCAGCCUACCGAUACUCACCUAAAGGUAAUCAUGUGGACCAAGUAAUCUACGAAAAAGGAACUCCUUGCACAGCUUGCGCAGCCGGUUCCUGGUGCACGGAAGAUGCACUCUGCACCUUACCAUAA